Molecule: messenger RNA, 2604 nt
Organism: Orbicella faveolata
Lineage: Eukaryota; Metazoa; Cnidaria; Anthozoa; Scleractinia; Merulinidae
Product: tRNA-dihydrouridine(16/17) synthase [NAD(P)(+)]-like
Biological process (GO): tRNA N1-guanine methylation
Cellular component (GO): nucleoplasm; nucleus
Molecular function (GO): tRNA dihydrouridine synthase activity; tRNA binding
Source: RefSeq, a predicted model, not a curated record
GGCGGCCAUCUGGGCGCAAAAUGCGAUCCGUGAUAUUUUUCUUUCUUCCUCUUAAAUAUGUCAUCAUUAAAGUUUCUUUCAAAUUGUCGAUACAUCGCGUCGCCAUUUGCGAAUGUACAAGAUCUCUCUUGGAGGCUCCUUCUCAGGAAGCUUGGUGUUCAUCUGUGCUUCACUAGUGUGGAGAAAACAUUUGAUAACCCUAUCAAGACUAUCAACAUUGAAACAAAUACACGAGACGAUUUUUCCGGAAUUUCAACGACGAAACGAGAUGAUCGGCCUUUGAUCGUUCAGUUGUUUUCAGAAGACCCUGAUACUCUUGUGGAGGCAGUAAAUGGAUUAGAAGACUUUUGUGAUGCUGUGGACAUCACAUUUUAUAACAGCUCCAGUCCCAACACGCUUCUAACUAAUGGUCAACAUCAUGAUAAAUGGAACUCUUGGCUCAACUGCAUUCAGAGAGUUCACCAAGAGUGUAAGGCACCUAUUAUGUGCAAGCUUCCCUUUGGUCAACAAGCAGUUGAUGACACAAUAAAGAAGGGAAGAUCACUCCAAGAAGUGGGAUGUGAGCUUCUGUUGCUCCAUAAACCAAAACCAGAGAAGAUGAAUUCCAUUGUUACAAGGAAGGAUUGGGAUUCAGUUAAGGCCAUCCGAGAGUCUGUUUCCCUGCCAUUAAUCCUUGACAUUAGCUCAUCCACUCUGUGGGAAAUUGACAAAUGUAUAGAAUACACUGGUGUUCAUGGUGUGGCUGUGUCAGAAUCUUUAGAAGGAAACCCAGCACUAUUCUGCAAGAAACAGCCGCCUGUUAUAGACGUGGCCCAUCAAUACUUGGAGCUGUGUGGACUUCAUCCAACACCUAUUCCUAACAUCAAACACCAUCUCAAUGGAUUUUGUGGAUACUUUCUUUCCAGGUUUCAUAAUCUGAGCACCAGCAUUGAAAAUAUAGAAAACUUGGAGGACCUUUUACUCCUGGUUGGUGAACUCGAGAGAGAGAUGUCAUUGCUUUCUAAAAAUGAAGUGAAGUCUUUAGUGAGGAUGAAAAGGAAAAAGGAAUACUUCAAACGAAGUCGUGAAGAAAAAAAAGCUGAAAAGAAGUCCACAGUGGAAUCAGAGCCUGCUGCAGCAAUAGGUACAGAAGAAAAUCACAUUCCGAAAACUGUACUAAAGGAAAUUCAAAAAGAGAGAGUAGAAAACGCAAUGAAGAGCGGUGGACAGAGAGUGGCCAUUGAUUUUACUGUAUCGGAUGACAUGCGCAAUAAGGAAGUGACCAAACUUGCUGCUCAGGUGCGACAGCUGUAUGGUUCCAACAUGAAGUCAGUUUCGCCUGUUCAUCUCCAUCUGACAGGACUAGUGACGGGCAGCAGAGUAUACCUUGAGUGCGUCAGACAGUCUCUGGACUUCAGUAAACUGAUGGUUCGCUUUUCAGAGGAGAGUUUUUUGACCUUGUUUGACCCUGAUGAAGUUGUAUAUCUCACACCUGACUCCCCCAAUGAACUUGAUCAACUGAACAAAGAUAAAGUGUACGUUAUAGGCGGACUUGUAGAUCAUCAAUUACGCAAGGGUAAGACGAGAUCUCGAGCGGAAGCUAAACAAGUGACUACAGCCCGCCUUCCCAUCGACAAGUACAUGGAGAGAAAGAAAGAGCCAGGAUAUCACUCCUUUUCAAACGUGCUCUCAGUAAACCAAGUUUUCGAUAUUUUGUUGAAAUUCCACGAAACUCAAGAUUGGCGAUGUACUUUGGAGACUUGUGUACCUCCUCGCAAAGGAUUAGUGUUAAAGCAGCCGUAACCCUGGUCAGUGAAAUCACACCCCCGUCAUGGUUCAAAGACAGCGUUGUGGUGAGCGCCACAAGGUCAAGAACUCAAUGAAGACACUUGAAUUGUGAGACAAACUCCUUCCCAGAGCCCACGUGUCUUUUGGUCAGCUCCGUGUCUUGGCGCUGACCAAAAGACACGUGGGCUCUCGGAACGAGAUUGCUUGUGAGAACAAAUUACAACACGACCUGUUGUGUAGUGUCAGUUUUCAAGAUGGUGGGCACAUCAACAGAUUGCUGCACUCGAUAGUGCAUCCUCAAUCGCCAGUUGUACCGAGAAACAUCCGGGACGAAAAUCCUCAAGAGAAUCCCAGACAUUGAUAACAAACUAGUGACAAAAGGAUGUUUUACAGCAAUUUCCUGCGCUAAUCUUGCAUCUGUGUGAACAAAACUUUCAUGUAUGGCAAUUCAAGUGAAAGUUGAACCGUUCUUAUUGAUAUAGUAUUGACAGUUCACAAUGAACAACAGCCUGGAUACAGCGGAAUGAAAAGACAAGAGCAAAAAACAAAAGGAAUAGAAAAAGAUAAUCAUCACUUUAACCCACGCGAAUCUUGCCAUGUUUCAAUUUAUUUACAUCGAUGUAUUUACACAACAGGGUCUUUUUAAACAUAAUUCCUCUGCGCUCUGACACGUUGUACAAGUGAGUGGUGAUAUAAAGAAUGCCACACUUGGCUCAGAAUAGAGAGAUGUCACGGCAGACAAUGCCAGUGAGAUAUUUAACGUCUUUGAAGACCUUCAAGGAGAAACUAUGAGGACGUUAACUGACAAAUAUCGGUAAUAAAGUACUGUAUAUUAAA